CCUAACGCAGAGCAGCCACGACUUUCGCCUCCCCACAAACAGUAGCUAUCGAUGUUGACUUUGGGUGGGUCCAUCGGAAUAGCUUAGAUACUGGCCACAAAGGGUUGUGAGAACCAAAUAAAAGCUCCAGCUGAAUCCUGAUCUUUCCGGAUUUUUCUGAGGGGUUUACGCUAAGCUGGGCUGACUGCUCCCGGAGGAGAGAAGAUUCCCUGCACCCCAAGAUUCUCCAUCAUCCUCUGGGUCACCGCCACCCCAGGUUUCCUAGGGUUCUCACAAAAGCAAAACAGACUUCUGCACGUGUCCUUCAUGCCGCGAGAACGGAUUGGCUCCUGAGGGAUACACGGAGACCCAGUGUAAGGCGAGGGCUCUGUGGGCCGGGCCGGGAAGGACGGACCUGCCAGACCUGCUCAUCUGCCUCCCGUUCAGUCUCGGGUCAGCCAUCGCUUCUCCGCCACAAGGACGGCCAGGGCAUGGAGUCUGUCCCCGGGAGAGCAGUCUUUGGGGCCUGAACUUUGAAUUCUGGAGCGACUCGGGGCUGGAGAGAGCAGGAAGCCCAUCUUGGUGCUGGUUUGGCCGGCUGUUCCCGCCGGGCCCCAUCCUGCCCUGCAGCCACAGGGGAAGGAACGGGCGGCGGCGGUGGAGCCACAGCUGGCCACGGAGGGGCACCACAGCUGGCCACGGAGGGGGCUCCAGAUCCCAACCCACCGCGAGUAGCUGCUGGGAACACGAGAGUGAGCAUUUUCAGCAGUGUCCCUGAAGCUUCUGCCGUCCUCAGCCCUAAGGAGCUGUCUUAGACGUUUCCUCCCUCGCCGUGCUCCAGUGAGAGCGUCGUGUCACAGGUGUGCCGAAUGUGUUUGUGCACAGCUGAGCUUUGUACGUGUCAGGCGUUCCUGGCCUCGGGGCCAUGGCGAUGCUGCGCCGGACAGAGUCCACGCUGACCGCGCUAGACGAGGACGCGCUGUGGGAGCUGCUGGAGAGCCACCGCCACAAGAUCGUGCGCAGCAUCUGCCCCAGCCGCCUCACCCCCUACCUGCGCCAGGCCAAGGUGCUGGACCAGCUAGAUGAGGAGGAGGUGCUCCACGGCCCCAGGUUCACCAACACCGUCAUGCGAGUCGGGCACUUGUUGGAUUUGCUGAAGACGCGAGGGAAGAAUGGAGCCAUUGCCUUCCUGGAGAGCCUGAAGUUCCACAACCCGGACAUCUACACCCUGGUCACCGGGCUGCAGCCCAAGGGGGACUUCAGCAACUUCAGUGGGCUCAUGGAGACGUCCAAGCUGACCGAGUGCCUGGCCGGGGCCAUCAGCAGCCUGCAGGAGGAGCUGAGCCAGGAGAAGGGGCAGAAGGAGGCCCUGCUGCGGCGUUGCCAGCAGCUCCAGGAGCACCUGGGCCAGGCCGAGGCCCGCGUCCAGAGCCUGGGCCAGAUGGAGGCCGACCACGACCGCAUGAAGCGUGAGGUCAGCGCUUACUUCCACGAGGUGCUGAAGCUCAAGGACGAGAUGCUUGGUCUGUCCCUGCACUACAGCAAUGCGCUGCGGGAGAAGGAACUGGCCACCACGCGCUGCCGCAGCCUGCAGGAGGAGCUCUACCUGACCAAGCAGGAGCUGCAGCGUGAGAAGAUGUCUUCCUGCCACACGCGAGAACUGCGGGAGCGGUCCCCGCAGAUGGCCGGGGACCUGGAGCCCGGGGACAAGGCGCUGAGCUGCCUGAAGGAGGAGAAUGAGAAGCUCCGGUCGCUGACGUUCAGCCUGGCAGAGAAGGACAUCCUGGAGCAGAACCUGGACGAGGCCCUGGAGAGCAAGCAGGAGCUGGUGGACCGCAUCCACUCUCUGAGGGAGCGGGCCGUGGCCGCCGAGAGGCAGCGCAAGCAGUACUGGGAAGAGAAGGAGCAGACCCUGCUCCAGUUCCAGAGGACGAAGGUGGACUGUGACAUCUACAAGGAGAAGGUGAACGCCCUGCAGGGUCAGCUCCAGCAGCUGCAGAAGGAGAGAGACCAGGCCUAUUCCGCCCGGGACGCAGCCCAGACGGAGAUUUCUCAGAACCUGACGGAGAAGGACGCCCUCCGCAGGGAAGUGUUCGAGCUGACGGACCAGGUCUGUGAACUGCGCCAGCAGCUCCGCAGGCGGGCCGAGUCCCCACAGGGGGCUGAGCAGGAAGCCGGAGCCAGGGCGCCGGGUCUGAGGGGGAAGCAGCCGCUCGUGCGCAUGUUCGCCAUCUGCCCACGGGAUGACAGUGACGACAGCAGCCCCAGGUCCACGGAGCUCUGCUCUGACCUCAACGCCACGUGCAACCGUGAGUUGGUGGACAGCUUCCGCUCCAGCAGCCCCCUGCCUCCCAGUGCACAGUCCCUGUACAAGCGGGCGGCAGAGGACUUCCGGGAGGACUCCUGGUCUCUUAGUGGUCUCCUAGAAAUCCGGCAGGUGGACCGAGGACUCUCCCCGGGGGUGAAGGCAGGGGAUGCCGACCUGGAUUAUGAGAUUGUGGACAGAGCAGACCUUCCUGAGUGUGAGAGCAGCCUGCAGCCCUGCGCCGGGGGUCUCACCGCCUCGUCCAGCAGCGUCCCGGUGCGGAGGAGGCCGGCCCGCAAGAUCCUGAGCCAGGUCACCGUGCUGGCCUUCCAGGGGGACGCGCUGCUGGAGCAGAUAAGCAUCAUUGGUGGCAACCACACGGGCAUCUUCAUUCACCGGGUCACCCCUGGCUCGCCGGCGGACGAGAUGGCCUUGCGCCCGGGCACCCAGAUCAUGAUGGUGGAUUAUGAAGCAGCAGAGCCCUCGUUCAAGGCCACCUUGGAGGACACGACCCUGGAGCAAGCUGUCCGGCUCCUGCAGAGGGUCAACGGCUUCUGCUGCCUGUCUGUGAAGGUCAACAUGGAGGGUUAUAGGAGGUUGGUCCAGGACUUGGAGGCCAACGUGGUGACCUCAGGGGACUCCUUCUACAUCCGGGUGAACCUGGCCAUGGAGGCGCGGGCGGAGGGGGAGCUCCCGGUGCGAUGCGGUGACGUCCUGCACGUCAGCGACACCCUGUUCCAGGGCCGCUGCUGCUGGCGCGCCCACCGUGUGGGCCCCUACAGCACGAAGGGCGUGGAGCACGGCACCAUCGCCAACUACGCCCGGGCUCAGCAGCUGCUCAUCGCCCUCAUCCAGGACAUGGCUCAGCAAAGCACCGCCGGCCGCAAGCAGUCUUCCGGGGGACCCCAGAAGCUGGUCCGCAUCGUCAGUGUGGACAGAACCAAGGCCAGCCCCCUGUGCUCAUCCUUCGAUGGGGCCCUGUGGGAGCCCAGCAAGCUGGAAGAGCCCUCCACUGCGUGCUUCUGGGCCGAGAGCUGCUUCACCCUGGUGCCCUACACCCUGGUGCAUCCCCACAGGCCCAGCCAGCCCCGGCCCGUGAUCCUGGUGCCCAGGGUGGUCGGGAAGAUCCUCAGCGAGAAGCUGUGCCUCCUCCAAGGGUUUAAGAAAUGCCCAGCAGAGUACUUGAGCCAGGAGGAAUACGAUGCCUCCAGCCAGAGAGGGGACAUCAUCCAGGAGAGGGAGGCGUCCGGUGGCCGCUACUGCGUGACCCGCCAGGCUGUCGAGUCCCUCAUGGAAAAGAACACCCACGCCCUCUUGGACGUCCGGCUGGGCAGCAUCUGUGCCCUGCACAGGAUGGAGAUCUUCCCCAUCAUCAUCCACAUCCCCAUCAACGAGAGAGCAGCAAAGAAACUCAAGAAGGCCCUGCAGCGGCUCGGCACGUCGGAGGAGCAGCUCCUGGAGGCGGGCAGGCAGGAGGAGGCCGCGCUGGACGGAGCGCCCUGUCUGUACGGCAGCCUGGCCCCCGACGGCUGGAGUGACCUGGAGACGCUGCUCGGCUGCGUCCGCUUCGCCAUCAGGGACGAGCAGCGGAAGGUCGUGUGGACGGAGCAGAGCCCCCGCUGACGGCACCGGGGCCCUUCCAGGGGCCGUGGGGACCUCUGAGUCCCUGUGAUUUGAGUUCAGCCUCGUGGACACAGCCUCGGGCAUGCUCGCCCAAGCCCAGCUCUCUGGGCAUCUGGUCCCCUCUCCCGCUGUGGCCCAACCUUGAACCCCACUCUGUGCAGGUCACAGACAGGCAUUCGAACCAUCUGCCCACUUUUCUGCUGAGCUGUCUCCUCCUCCAAGGCUUGGUUGCCGUGUCUGAACCAGAGGCCCCGAGAACACGUCUCCUAUAGACAUUUCCAGAAAACCACCUGUCUGACCCUGAUCUCCCCUUCUGCAUUUCAGGGUGCCGAAGGGCUCGUUCCCAAGCUCCUGAGGCAGGAGGCUGGUAGCCCUGGUGCCCAGAGCGGAGGCACAGAAUCCCUGGUGAGGUGAGCUCACGGACUGCCUCAGUGGCCCGAGAGCUGCUUCAGGGGCUCGAGUUGGAGAGUCGUGUGUACCAACUGGGAGAUACGGUGUCCCAGGCUCGGAAAGUGUUUUAGUGUUUUCAGUGGGUUUCUGCCUGGUGGCCACCAGACGUCCGCAGGGGUGCCCUGGAGAAGCCACCGACAGACACCCUCGCACACGGGCCGGGCUGCCCCGAGCCCCACAUCUGCCCCCCUCUACCGGGCAGUAAAGAGCCUUUACUCCACCUCCAGAGCUCAGGAGACACGUGGGCAUGGCCGGGCGAAGCACUCCUGGGCCCCCGCCCCCUGGCCUUGCCCCCCACUGUAGCAGACUGACCGCCUUUUCGGCAGCGGCGCCCCUGAACCUGAGUGCCCCAGAAGCUGCUCUGGAUUGAGGCAGGCAUGACUGUAAAUAAGCCAGAAAAUAA
Neogale vison (American mink) is the source of this 4760-nucleotide messenger RNA. RefSeq names its product caspase recruitment domain family member 14 (gene CARD14). The coding region runs from base 905 to 3907 and encodes 1000 amino acids. The transcript is spliced from 23 exons. Lineage: Eukaryota; Metazoa; Chordata; Mammalia; Carnivora; Mustelidae. Gene Ontology annotation, molecular function: protein binding. Gene Ontology annotation, biological process: regulation of apoptotic process. The record is from RefSeq and is a predicted model, not a curated record.